Messenger RNA from Chaetomium globosum CBS 148.51, 933 nucleotides. RefSeq lists its product as uncharacterized. Gene Ontology annotation, biological process: iron-sulfur cluster assembly. Lineage: Eukaryota; Fungi; Ascomycota; Sordariomycetes; Sordariales; Chaetomiaceae. Gene Ontology annotation, molecular function: 4 iron, 4 sulfur cluster binding; 2 iron, 2 sulfur cluster binding; iron ion binding. The coding region runs from base 1 to 933 and encodes 310 amino acids. The record is from RefSeq and is a predicted model, not a curated record. The transcript is spliced from 2 exons. Gene Ontology annotation, cellular component: mitochondrion.
AUGCCGAAAUUUUACUUGCCGCAAAAACCGCUCGGCACACCUUUGAAAGGACGGAGCUGUCAUCCGAACUCACCAGUGACGGAGGCACCGAAAAAUCCGGCGGUGACGGACACCACCAAUUUUGGCCCUCAUAUGCCGCGAUUACGUUGCGCCAACGCGCCCUCGACGGCAACUCUUUUCAUCCAGCUCAGCAUGCGCCGGCAGGCCGUGUCGUGUGGGCUCCCGAUCCUGGAUGUCCUGCUACCGGUGUCUUCCCGGGCAGCCCGCGCCCCCUUCAUCCGGGCCCAUCACGUUGCGUCAACGGGAAGAAUAACCGGCACGCAUCGCCAUGAACCAUCCUCUACCGCAGUCUGUAUACCAGGGAGAGGCGGAACACCACGCAGCACGCUACCGAAGGCCCGGGCAACCCCACUUCGCCUGCUCUCACGUCCUUUCAGCACCUCCUCCUCGUGGCGCGCAACUCAUGCCAUCUUCAAUCCGCAAAUCGAUGACGAUGGGAAGGAUAUGGUGUUGGAAAUCACCCAGCGCGCAGCGAAGCGCCUCUCCGAGAUCAUGGCUAAAGACUCGAACCCCAACCUCGCCCUUCGAAUCCAAGUCGAGAGUGGCGGCUGCCACGGAUUUCAAUAUCUCAUGAAACUUGUGACGCUGCCCCCAGCACUCCCCACUCAGGAUUCGCUUCGCCUCGGUACAGACGAUCACUCGACCGUUAUUCACGAGGACGAUACCAUCUUUACAUAUGCCUCUGACGGCAGCUCUUCUCCAGGAGAUUUGACAGCACCCAAGAUCAUCCUUGACUUGCCCUCGCUGGAGCUAUUGAAGGGUAGCAAGGUUGACUUCACCAUGGAACUCAUUGGGUCUCAAUUUAAAAUUGUUGACAACCCUCUCGCGACGAGUAGUUGCGGGUGCGGCACAAGUUUUGACAUCAAAAUAUGA